This is a messenger RNA of Colletotrichum siamense, 1200 nucleotides long. It is a transcript of the gene orsC-7, whose product is annotated as Tyrosinase-like protein orsC. The record is from RefSeq and is a predicted model, not a curated record. The transcript is spliced from 4 exons. Gene Ontology annotation, molecular function: oxidoreductase activity. NCBI's taxonomy places the organism in Eukaryota, Fungi, Ascomycota, Sordariomycetes, Glomerellales, Glomerellaceae. The coding region runs from base 1 to 1200 and encodes 399 amino acids.
AUGCGUUCUUCCUUUCUUGGUUUCAUCGCCCUUCAGGCAGCUUCUGCUGUGCUCGGCAACCCGGUGCCAGCAAGUGAGAACGAACAGCUUGCCGCACUCGCUCAAUCUGCCUUUGACAAGACCGAAUCUGAGAUUGAAGGUGGCGAGGUUCAGAGGCGAGGGGGCACUUGUUCCUGGUACAAUGUCAAAGUCAGGCGCGAGUGGGGAACGCUGAGCCGACAGGAGAGACUUGACUACAUUAACGCUGUCAAGUGUCUGCAGUCCAAGCCUGCCCUGACGCCUUCUUCUGUGGCUGCAGGAGCAAAAACUCGUUUUGACGAUUUCGUCGCAACUCACAUCAACCAGACCCUGACCAUUCACUACACGGCCAACUUUCUCUCUUGGCACAGGUACUUUACUUGGCAAUAUGAAGAAGCGCUGAGAAACGAGUGCGGCUACAAGGGCACUCAGCCGUACUGGGACUGGACGAAAACCGCCGUCACGGGCAUGGAGAAGUCUCCCAUCUUCGAUGGAAGUGAGACGUCAAUGUCUGGAAAUGGUGAAUUCAUUCCUGACCGGGAAGACAUCAUCUUGACAGGUCAGAACGACCUGCCUCCCAUCGUACUUCCUGUUGGUACUGGCGGAGGCUGUGUUACCUCUGGGCCGUUCAAGAACAUGACUGUCAAUCUUGGACCUGCCGCUCUCGAUCUCCCAGGAGGUGUCUCUGAGGCCAACCCCAAUGGCCCCCUGACCUAUAACCCCCGUUGCCUCAAACGCGAUCUCACCACCGACAUCAACCUUUCCUAUGCGAACAUCACCGCCGUUCUCUCCAACAUCAUCAACCCCCAGAAUGUGGAGGACUUCCAAAUGCAGAUGCAGGGAGUCCCUGGCUCAGGCAACAUUGGUAUCCACGGUGGUGGUCACUACGCUCUUGGUGGAGACCCAGGAAGAGAUGUCUUUACCUCCCCAGGCGACCCUGCCUUCUACCUCCACCACUCCAUGAUUGACCGAGUGUGGUGGAUGUGGCAGAUGCUGUCUCCUCAAGAGCGUCAGUAUGGCGACAUCGCCUUGAGCGGCACCAACACCUUCCUGGACCAACCUCCCAGUGCCAACACCACUAUGGACGACCUCUUGGAGUAUGGGUGGGUUGGUGGUGAGCCGCUGAAGAUCAGAGAUGCCAUGAGCACGGUUGCCGGGCCUUUCUGCUAUGUCUACUUGUGA